Molecule: messenger RNA, 900 nt
Organism: Sclerotinia borealis F-4128
Lineage: Eukaryota; Fungi; Ascomycota; Leotiomycetes; Helotiales; Sclerotiniaceae
Source: the annotation of a GenBank genome assembly
AUGCCAUUUGAUAUCACCAUCAAGAAGGUCGCUUUAGCUGGUGCAUCCGGUCCAGUAGGCCAAGCAAUACUCACCGAGCUGCUGAAGUCCGAACUUUUCGACAUCACAAUUUUGACCCGAGACUCCAACACCUACCAAUCACCAUUUGCCCCCGCGCUCAAAGUACUCCAAGUCGAUUACACCUCCCUCACAUCUCUCACCCACGCCCUAACCAACCAAGAUGCCGUCAUAUCCGCCAUCUCCCCCAGCGCCAUUCCCGUCCAAAAACUCCUAAUAGACGCCUGCAUCCAUGCCCACGUGCAGCGCUUCCUCCCCUCCGAAUACAGCUACGAUUUCUAUUCCCCCACCAUUUCCACCCUCCCCAUCCCACUCUUCACGCAAAAGAUCGCCAUUGAAAAGUACCUCCAAGAGCAAUCCACGCAAACAUCACUCAGCUACACGCUCCUAUUCUGCAACCCGAUCCUCGAGCUCUCCAUUCGCAAUAACCUCUUCUUUAACCUCCAAACCCGCACCGCGACCCUCCACCCCCAAACCAGCCGCCAGCCCAUCUCCCUAACCACCCUCCCCAGCCUCUCCAAAGCCGUCCGCCGCAUCCUCACCCACCCACGCGAAACAGCCAAUCGACCCAUCCGAAUAAAAGACAUCGAUACAUCACAACAACAACUGUUAACCAUCGUCCAAUCCCUCACUCCCGGACACGGGGAAGGGGGAGAGCAAAAAUGGGACAUCCAAAUCACCAACACCAACGACACAGCAUCUCCCCCAGAGUCAAACUUUGCUUUCGGAGGAAAGUUCGAGCGUGUGCACAAUAGUGUUUUUGGGAUCAAAGAGAUGACGCCGACGGAGCUAGAAGAAUUGGUUCGGGUCACAUGCGAUGCGAUAGAGCGGGAGAAGUCGUGA